This is a messenger RNA of Lactuca sativa (garden lettuce), 5270 nucleotides long. The record is from RefSeq and is a predicted model, not a curated record. Lineage: Eukaryota; Viridiplantae; Streptophyta; Magnoliopsida; Asterales; Asteraceae.
UCGAACAUUCCCAAGCCAAAUGCGUAUAAAUCCGAUCUGCAUUUUUGUAAAACUGGUUUUGCCACUUUGGGUUUAAAUCCGGAUCGUAGGGUUAUGUGUACCUCUAACGGUCUUACGUCACCCGACGCACACCAAUUCGUAAAACUCAAAGUUCAUCCCUUUCCCGACAUUCCCCCCCAAAUCUCCAUGUUUCUUCGUUUUCAAAUCGGGGGAGAAAGACAAGGACAAAAACGUUAUUGUUCUUCUUCCCACACACUACAAUUUACAGACUUCCAUUUGAUCGUCUUUUGUAUAUAGAUACACGCAUUUGUAUACAUAUUUAUACGUAUAUAUAAUUUGUUACAAUGUCGGAAGAGGAGAAGUUGCUGAAAGAUGCCAAGAAAUUGCCAUGGGAGGCUCGAUUGUUACACAAGAACUGGAAGGUGCGUAACGAUGCCAACAUUGACCUUGCCGCCCUCUGCGACUCUAUCACUGAUCCUAAAGAUAAUCGCAUCCGUGAAUUGGGACGUUACUUUAAGAAAACCAUUGCUGAUUCGAAUGCUCCUGUACAAGAUAAGGCGCUUGAUGCCCUAAUUGCUUACUUAAAAGCCGCGGAUGCUGAUGCUGGAAGGUAUGCCAAGGAAGUUUGUGAUGCAAUUGCGGCAAAAUGUCUUACUGGGAGGCCAAAAACAGUGGAGAAGGCACAAAUGGUGUUUAUGCUUUGGGUGGAAUUGGAGGCUGUGGAUGCAUUCCUUGAUGUUAUGGAGAAAGCGAUAAAAAACAAAGUUGCUAAAGCUGUUGUUCCUGCCAUAGAUGUGAUGUUUCAAGCUUUAAGUGAAUUUGGUUCAAAAGUUGUGCCACCAAAGAGAAUAUUGAAGAUGCUUCCGGAACUCUUUGAUCAUCAAGAUCAAAAUGUCCGUGCUUCAUCUAAAGGGUUAACACUUGAGCUUUGUCGUUGGAUUGGUAGAGACAAUGUUAAAUCCAUACUGUUUGAGAAAAUGCGGGAUACAAUGAAAAAAGAGUUGGAGGCUGAGCUUGUUAAUGCUACGGGGGCUGCAAAGCCUACACGGAAAAUAAGAUCUGAGCAAGACAAGGAAUUAGAACAGGAAGUUGUAGGCUCUGGCCCAGCUGGUGAAGAAUCUGCUGCCGAGAUUCCUGAGGAAAUUGAUGAGUAUGAACUUGUUGACCCUGUUGAUAUCUUAACACCAUUGGAGAAGUCAAAGUUUUGGAAAGAUGUGAAAUCUAGCAAAUGGUUGGAGCGGAAAAAUGCUGUUGAGGGAUUGAAUAAGCUUGCGUCGGCAAAGAGGAUUGCUCCUGGAGAUUUUAUAGAAGUAUGCCGUGCACUUAAGAAGCUUGUUAUGGAUGUAAAUCUUGCUGUAUCAGUAGAAGCAGUCCAGGCAAUUGGGAAUCUUGCAUCGGGCUUAAGAACACAUUUUUCUGCAAGUUCACGCUUCCUGUUGCCUAUUUUACUCGAAAAACUAAAAGAGAAAAAGCCUACCAUGGCCGAGGCACUCUCUCAUACUCUCAAAGCAAUGCACAAGGCUAAAUGUUUGACUCUUGCUGAUAUUGUUGAAGACGUUAAAACAGCUGUCAAAAAUAAAGUUCCACAUGUGCGUUCACUAACAUUGAAUUGGGUAGCAAAUUGUGUUGAAACGAGCAACAAGGCUACUAUUCUGAAAGUGCACAAGGACUAUGUUCCAAUUUGCAUGGAGUGUCUGAACGAUGGAACACCUGAAGUGAGGGAUGCUGCAUUUUCAGUUUUGGCAUCAAUAGGAAAGAUUGUUGGCAUGAGGCCUUUGGAGAAGUCAUUGGAAAAACUUGAUGAUAUCAGACGAAAGAAGCUCUCAGAAAUGAUUGGUAUUUCUGGAUCUGGUGCUUCAACUGUGGGACCCUCAGGUGGAACUGUAUCUUCUGCCCAGGCUUCUGAUGGAACUGUUGUUAAAAAGUCAGCUGCAAGCAUGCUUAGUGGGAAAAAUCCUGCUCCUGCUGCUCCUACCGGUAAGAAGGUGGCUUCGGGAAAAACAGGUGCUAGCAAGAAAGCAGAUGGACCAAGUCAAAGUCAAACCAAAACAUCUGGUCAACCUGAAGAUGUUGAGCCAGGUGAAAUGAGUCUUGAAGAGAUUGAAACUAGAUUAGAAUCUCUGAUUCAAGCACAAACUAUUGCUGAUUUGAAAAGCAAUGCAUGGCAAAAACGAUCUGAAGCACUUAAUUCAUUCAAACAAGAAGUUGAAGCACUCCAGCAACUUGACAAGUCAGUUGAGAUUUUAAUCCGUCUACUCUGUGUUGUUCCUGGUUGGAGUGAUAAACACAUAAAGGUCCAGCAACUGGUGAUUGAAGUUGUCAACCAUAUAGCUUCUACUGCAUCAAAGUUCUCAAAAAAGUGUGUUGUACUUUGCAUAGGAGGGCUUUAUGAAAGAUUGGCCGAUAUUAAGACACGCACUCAAGCUAUGAAAUGUCUAACAACUUUCUCUGAGGCGGUGGGCCCAGGUUUUAUUUUUGAAAGGAUGUUCAAGAUAAUGAAAGAGCAGAAGAACCCUAAGAUUAGUGAGGGACUGUUGUUGUGGAUGGUUUCUGCAGUUGAAGACUUUGGUGUCGCACAUCUUAAAUUGAAGGAUGUAAUUGAUUUUUGCAAAAAUAUUGGCUUACAAUCAAGUGCAUCUGCUACUAGAAAUGCUACCAUUAAACUUAUUGGUGCAUUACACAAAUUUGUUGGUCCUGAUAUUAAAGCAUUCUUUUCAGAUGUCAAGCCUUCCCUCCUUACUGCAGUUGAGGCAGAGUGUCAAAAAAAUCCAUUUGAGGGUGCAGGCACAAAACCAAAGAAGACUGUCAAGGCCUCAGAUGCUGCAUCAUCAUCAGUGUCUGGUGGUGGUUUGGAUGGUUUGCCACGUGAGGACAUUAGUUCAAAGAUACCACCAGCCUUUCUUAAAGAAUUCGAGAGUUCUAAUUGGAAAGUUCGUUUGCAAUCUAUUGAAGCAGUAAAUAAAAUCGUGGAAGAAGCCAACAAACGUAUUCAGCCUAAUGGAACUGUGGAAUUGUUUGGGGCUCUUCGAGGUCGGCUAUAUGACAGCAACAAAAAUAUAACCAUGGCUACUUUGACCUGUAUAAGUGGUCUUGCAUCUGCUAUGGGACCCGCAGUUGAUAAGUCAAGCAAGGGAAUUUUAUCAGAUGUUUUGAAAUGUCUCGGUGACAACAAAAAGCAAAUGAGAGAAUGUACAUUGGCAACUUUGGAUUCUUGGGUUGCUGUUACUCACCUCGAUAAAAUGAUACCAUAUAUUGCUACUUGUUUGACUGAUGCUAAACUUGGUGUCGAAGGACGGAAGGAUCUUUUUGAUUGGUUAUGUAGAAAACUUACAGGAUUAGCAGAGUUUCUUGAUGCCAUUAGUUUGCUGAGACCAGUUGCUAUUGCUAUGACGGACAAGUCCGUGGAUGUUCGUAAAGCAGCAGAAACAUUUUUUGGAGAACUAGUGAGAGUUUGUGGAGCGGAAAUGGUCAUGAAAAAUGUACAAGAUAUCCAAGGACCUGCUUUGACAAUUGUUCUUGAACGGUUGAAGUCAUAUGGUCCAAUUCUAGAAAUACAUGAUGCUACAAAAACAGGCUCAAGUUGGCAAGCAGUGAAAAAAAAGGUUGGAAAGUCUAAUGGCCAUGGAUCAAAACAUGGAAGCAAAGUUGUAUCUUCGAAAGUGGAUUCAACAAAGGACUCAAAGCCAGAACCUCAAGCUUUGCUAAAUGUCAAGGACUCUAAUAAGGAUAAACGGGAGAGAAGUGUGGCUCUUAGGUUUAAAUUUGAAGAGUUGCGAUUAGAGCAUAUUCAAGAUCUUGAGAAUGAUCUGAUGAAGUACUUGAGGGAGGAUUUGCACACACAGCUUUUGAGCACGGACUUCAAAAAACAAGUUGAUGGGAUUGAGAUGCUUCAGAAGGAACUUCCUUCAAUAACCAAGGAGAUAAUUGAAGUUUUAGAUAUACUAUUAAAGUGGUUUGUUUUGCGAAUCUGUGAAUCCAACACGUCUUGUCUACUUAAGGUACUGGAAUUCCUCCCAGAGCUAUUUGACACAUUGAGGAAUGAGAACUACACCAUGAAUGAAUCUGAAGCCUCCAUUCUUCUUCCUUGUUUGAUUGAAAAGAGUGGUCAUGAAAAUGAGAAAGUGCUAGAAAAAAUGCGGGAACUAAUGAAGCAGAUGAUAUAUUGUUAUUCUGCUUCUAAAACAUUCCCAUAUAUCAUGGAAGGUUUGCGUUCUAGAAAUAACAGAACAAGAACUGUGUGUGGUGACCUUGUUGGAUUUUUGCUCGAUAAUCAUUACGUUGAGAUAACCGAACAACUAAAAUCCCUCAAUACGGCUCUAGAUAUCGUUACAUAUUGCUCUCCUGAUGAGGCUGUGGAAGGUAUGAAAAUUUUAUGCCAAGAAUUGGAAACCGCAACCAAUGACCCCGAAGGCAAUUUAAUGGAUGAUUUAGCCAAAGAUGCUGACAGAAUUGUUUGUUGUUUAGCAUAUAAGGUGGCAAUCACUUUUGACUUCAGCUUGAUGGGUGAAUCUUCUAGGCCUUGUAAAUAUGUUCUUAACACACUCAUGCAGAUAUUUCAAAAUAAAAGACUUGCUCAUGUGGUCAGCGAGAGAACACUUGAGAAUCUGAUUACGAAGCUUUUGCUUUGGCUUUUAGAUGAAAGGGUUCCAAGGAUGGAUAAUGGUAGUCAACUUCUGAAAGCAUUAAAUGUUUUAGUGCUCAAGAUAUUGGAUACUGCAGAGCGGACUUUGUCAUUCGUGAUACUCAUUAGUCUCCUAAAACCACAAGGGGAUCCCUCAAAUGAGUCUUUUGCUACAAGAAGUAUCAACUUCUCUGAGUUGGUAGUCAAAUGCUUGAUCAAACUUACAAAGGCUCUUGAAAAUACCAUAGAUGAUGUCAACAUUGACCGCAUACUCCAAAGCAUUCAUGUAUACUUGGAAGAACUCGGGGUGGAAGAAAUCAGAAGGAGAGCGGGAACCGAGGAGAGGCCUUUCCGCAUGGUGAAAACUCUUUUAUAUGAGCUUGUAAAGCUUCGUGGGCCCGCAAUAAAAGAUAAUCUUUCUAUGGUCCCAAUAGAUAUGGAACCCCAACCUAUAAUACUUGCCUACAUUGAUCUUAAUCUUCAGAUCAGAAUGUUGAUGCCAGCUGGUCAAACUCCUUCGAUGCCCAAUAAUCCAAUGCCUACGGCUACCACACAUUCUGCAGAAUGCCAAAUUGAAGGUUGAUAUAUUUUCUUAACUUGAAAAUGAAAUUAAGUGAAGCUUUGUGGACAUACAUUUAUAAUCUCCAGG